GUCAACACUGAUGUUGCUAUCUUUGAUGAUGAUGAUGAUGAUGAUGAUGAUGAUGAUUUAUGCCUUAUUUGUCUCCCUCUUGCAGCGGCUCCCAUUGCCCUGGGUUGGGGAAAAAAGGAGACUCAGUUUCACGGUUCUUUGGGUAAACAGGCCGCUUUAGCAAAUCCUGAGGUUUCCACCUCUGUGGUCAGUGUUCACGAUGACGGACGAUACGAAGUCUGUUGGCGUGAUGACGGAAAGUACUUCGUCAUCUCCUACCCCGAUGCGACUCUAGGGAAUCAGAGACGUAUUCGGAUUUAUGCCGAGUCGGGCGAACUGUUUUCCACUUCAAAUGCAGUCAGCAAUGCUGAACCUGGUCUGUGUUGGCGCCCCAGAGUUCAACUGAUCACCACGAUACAAAGGCGACCGGGUCGUGGUCUGGAUGUGAUUUUUUUCGAGACCAAUGCUGAACGACACGGGGAAUUCGAGUUGCUCAAUGCUUCACAAGAGUCAUUGUUUUGUGUGAAGCAGAUCAGCUUCGACGAACAAGGUUAUAUUUUGGCGGCUCUGUGCACUAUACUUCAGCCCGGUGGUCAAUCGGCUUUCAGCCUAGAGCUGCGUUCAUCGUUCACUGCACUUUAUAGUUCUCCAUCAGUAAAACUGGAGCCGUCCUCCUUUCCCUUUCUUUUGACCUUUUUAUCCAUGGGAUGCCUACUCUGUAUUGUCUCCCAAUAUUUCCUCCUCCUUAAUCGGUCCUCACCUCAUCUCACAGUUCGCCUGAUCACCUGCUCAAAUUAUCAAUGGUCCAUCAAACGAGAACUGCAUUUUGGUCAAUUGGUUCUAGGUGCUGACCCCCAUCUGCCUGUGACAUUUACCUGGGGCAGCGUCGCCUCUCACAAUGGCUUAUUUACUCUUUACGUCGCCGCACCAGCCGUCAGUGUUCCUUCUGAAAGUGAUAGUUCAACAAAAGGUCUGCUUGGGACAAUGGUGCGCUCUUGGGGUUUUUGUCCGAUGUACGAUCGAGAAUACUGUCUUGCGGGACAACCAUGUAGCCGCGUAGCUUCCACUAACCCUGUUUCGGGGAUCGUGUGUGUUGUGGAUAACGACUGUGUCAAGGUGACACCCAUGGCACAUUCGAUCAUCCCUCCGCCAAUGUGUUCCACAAAAAUGGUCCUCAAAAGCCGCUCGCUCACAGGUGAAUAUCAGCCGAAUCGUAUCACUUCUAUUUCAUUCCCUGGAUCUUGGAUUACCCGAUCUCCGGAUUCAGUGCAUUCCCCUAUGAUUGUUCAGUUUGAAUCGCAUUCAAAAGAACUUUUCACUCGUUUGCACCUUAUUGAUCUGGAGCUCGGUGCAUGCAACCACAGAUGUCAAACUUUCGAGGACGGUGAAGAUGGUGUCGAUGUACAAUUGGUAACUGGUUCGCAGAACGUGGCUCCAUGGCCGAAACGGGUUCGUACGAUUGCGCGAGUUGACUUGCUGACCAAGUUGUUCAUUUUUUUGUUUGUCGAAAUUGCUAGCAUUUCGAAGAUAGUCAGUUCAAUGAGUCUCACCGAACAGCCUGUGCUUGAUGUACUCACACUGGCAAAUCAGUUACAGCCUUGUGGCGGGAAUGAACUAAAUCACCUCACUUGGGUUGAUCGUACACAUGUGGCUUUCAUCGCUUGUAAUGGCUUCUUGGUUGGCCUUUUGGAUCUUGAAGAUGCGACUUCGACUGGCACGAGGUGGCUCUUGUAUGCGGAAUCGUCUUCUAAAGGUUCAUCCCGCUUUUGCGGACUUUGUUGGGCUCCCAACGGAUAUUUAUGUGUACAGUUGAGCAGUGGACACGUUAUUGUGUACAUUUUCGAGGAAUUGUUACGUUCGAAAGUGUGCUCAGUUGUCUUGAACGUCUUACAGGACAAUCCAAAUAUAGGGUCUCUUUCAUCCGCUGGUUCGGCAAAAAUUCAUUGCGUCCUAAAAUUCCCGGUCAUCUGUGGUCAACUUACUAUCGCCAGUUUCACAACAGCCGACCGUCAACGUGGUGCGUUGUCUGCAGCACCUAAAGCUUCCUCCCUCGUACCGUACCGUUCAUUUCUCCUUGGGCUUCAUGAGUCCUCCCAUCGUUUGUACGGCGCGCCCAUCCCCACUGAUCAAACGGUAGAUCAAAAUGGAGAUCCAGCUGCGCACUCCAAAUCAGUCAGUUUGUUGAUGGACUUGUGCUCCUCUUUCAUGGUGCUACCGAACUUCUUACUCGUCACUAGUAUGCGAAAACUGCUUAUCUGCAUUCCAACACAGUUUGAUGCGGUCACAUUCGCCUCACCGGAAUCUUGUCAAAUAGAACUUAUUGCGCGGUUGACGAUUCCUACGGAACUAUACUCUACAGGACAAGGUGCCUCCAAAAACUGGUACAAUGACUAUCUACACCCAAUAGAAACGGGUGCUGUUUUAGUGACUGCAGUCCCUACCGGCACUGCCGUUGUACUUCAGAUGCCUCGUGGAAAUUUGGAACAGGUUCACCCUCGGGCGCUGGUGCUUACCCAUCUGGCAGACUUAUUGAACAGUGGCAACUACACAGAAGCCUUGUUACUCAUGCGCCGUCAUCGCGUAAAUAUGAACUUGUUGCAUGACCACAAUCCGUCGACCUUCAGGAAAAAUAUCGGAAUUCUGUUACAACAAGUCGAGGACCCAGAACUUCUUACUUUGUUCAUUUCGGACCUCCUAGAGGAAGAUGUUUCAGAGACAAUGUAUGGAACCUUCUAUGGAAUCGCAAGCGCUCAACUGUAUCGCGAUGCUUCCGUGAAACAAUCGUUGCCAUCACUCCGCCUCCGGUCACCAAAGGGCGACUCCAAACUGAAUGGGAUAUGCGAUCUGUUGUUGGCACACAUAACAAAGGACAAGCGUUUUCUGCUACCUACGUUGACCUGCUACGCGAAGAAAAAGCCAGCUGAAUUGGACACAGCUCUGUUACUGCUGAAGAAUUAUUACGAAGCCGGUGAUAAUUUUUCAUGGGAAAGCGGUAUUCGGCAUCUGCAGUAUUUUGGCACUCCAAACGAACUCUAUCGCGUUGCUCUGGGUACCUACGACUUGGAAUUAGCCCAAGUAAUGGCACAACGCACGCAACUCGAUCCGAAAGAAUACCUGGCUGAUCUCAAUUAUCUUCGAUCUAUCACCUCAUCUGACGGAGGACCUUGGGGCGAUACGCAGUCGGAAUACAGACUAGCUUAUCAACGCUUCAAAAUUGACGAUCAACUGAUGCGUUUUCCGACCGCUUUGAAACAUUUGAGAGCAUCGGGUCCACAGCAUUCAGGGAACCUCAUUUCCUAUGUGGAGAAACACAAGCUCUAUGAGAACGCACUGGAAUUGUUCAAUGAUAAUGACGCUGAAUUCAAAAUCAUCAGUCGUUCUUGGGCCAGUCACUUAUUGACCGGGCAGAAAUUGCUGUACGCCGGUCAAGUAUACUUGCGUGCUGGCCUAUACGCGUUAGCGGCGCGUGCAUUCCUUUCUGCAGUACAACCAUAUUUGUGGUCUAUAUCUGCAACUGAGGCUCAUCAUCAACAUGAAUCCGGCAGUAACCAGGAGGACAGUGAUGCGGUAAUGUCCGAGCAGGAUAUCCGUGAUCAGGCACUGAAAAUGACGGCUCGCCUGAAGGACUUGGGUCGCCACCAGGAAGCAAUUCAUCUGUGCGUAGACAUUUUGAAGAAUCCGGAUACAGCUAUUCUAACCGCACUGGAGGGUGGACUGUGGCUGGAGGCUCGCCGUUUGGCUUCCACCUACACUCGACCGGAAGUAUUGAAGAAAUGGCUGAAACCAAAGCUAAGCGAAUCAUCCUCAAUGCUUUUAGAACGCAUCGAGAAAUCUCAUGCUGAAUUCUCGGAGUUUUUCGAACGGUUGACUCAGUUGCGUCGUCGACAUGCGGACGAAGCUGAGUGCCGACGGAUCGCUCAGUUGCAUGGCAAUCUGGAUUCUGCAAUGGACUCGGCCACUGAAAGUGACAUGUUCUCCGAUACAAGCAGUCUUUCUGAUACCACUACGUCCGAAUCCUUCGGAGGCCUAAGUAUCCGAUCGAAUUCUACAAAAAUAUCCGGGCGCUCCGCAAAGAAUCGCCGAAAACAGGAAUCGCGAAAAUGGUCUUCUAAACCUGGAAGUAAAUAUGAGGAGGUUGGGCUUUUGAGAGAGUUGUCCAAAUCAGUAGAACUAGUUCAGCGGCUUGCGGCUGAAGUUCCCAUUUUGGCGACCGAGUUAUGGCGUGCCGACAUGUCUGUCGAUGGUCGUGCAUUGAUCCGAUCUAUCAACCAGCUUCUUGCGGAACAAAAAUUAGCCAUACCUAUCAUCUGGGAUGAUUGGAUAACUGAGAAGGAUCCUCAAUAUUAUCCAGUCCAACAGAAUGAAGGUCGAAAGCGAUAUCCGUUCAAAGGUAAUCAUUACUGGUCCGGUCAUAAUCCCCAAUUUGUUUUAGAGCCGUUCAUCAGCUUCCCCCCAGCGAUGAGCAAGACACAAGUGGAGUGUUGCCUAUUGGGCCUCGGCUGUUCGUGAUGAACAAAUUUUAUAAUGAUAUGUACAGUAUAUGAAGCAGUUAACUAAAUGACAAAUAUGCGAAUAAAUGUGAUAAAGUCUCAUAAUCUUGUUGGUAUGGUUCAUAUGGAAAGAAUACGUCAUUGUUCCACAGAUGUAAUGAGUGUAAGGAAGUAUUUCUCAGUCAUCCUGUUUUCUCCCGAAACGGAAUGUCAGGGAUGCAGCACAUAGUAGCAGAUUUUGCAGAAGUAUGGCAACACCAGGCCAUACGUUCGAGCUCCCAACGGCUACGUAAGCUCCAAAUAGGAUCCAACAUGAGGCAAUAACGCAGCUGAAGGAUACUAGGAAAGCAAAAAAGAGACAGAAGAAGGCUCCACGGCGGCCGAUUCGUCUUUCGCCGUAAUCGUCUUGUAACUACAGAAGCAGAAAUAAAGAUCGAAUUUCGCUUACUUUGUGCACAUAUGUAUGUGGUGGAUAUAAUGGGUAGGCUACCAGUAAUAAUAAUUACAGUGGUAAGCGAAACUCACAGGCGUUCAACAGGUCUGUUCCUAUUGAGUCAGUUUUAUUUAUACGUAUACUAGCUUAAACGGUGUGCAAAUUCAAGUUCAACUGAGACAUUUCAGCUCCGGGAAGGUGGUGGCAUUCUAUGGUGAUACCUGGACAACAUCGAGUUUUUUCCGUUGUAUUACUAGAUUCGUAUUCAAAGUUGUUUGGAGCUUCGUUACAUACACAUUGUCGGACAUCUUGAACGGUCAACCGUGGACGAAUCUAAGAAAGAAGGUCCUCGUUUAACCAUUGAAAGUCUUGAUGCAAUAUUAGAUAAGCUUAUCAAGUGAUCAGUAUCCUCCGGUGACGUCAGCCUUGAUUUGGAGGAGGUAGACGGUAGAAAACAUGGUACAUAGUGCUUCGGAGCAUCCGAUAAAAUACUGAAUUUCAGAACAAAAACGUAAUCGAAGGGAUUGCUCUAACCAUGAGGUUAUAAGCGUUCACCAGCCAUAACUUUGCUACUAGUUACAAUGACACUACGACGCCUGAUCUCAUCAAGCGAUACCCAAGUUCAAGAAGCAUUGGGCAGAACCUCGACUACGUAGAGGGUGGAUCAAGCCGAAAGUAUGUGUGGCGUCAAACAACCACCAGCCAAGAAUGGCGGUCUUCCUUGGCUGUAAAAUACUUCCAUGUCACUGGCUGUUCUAGAGGCGGUUGACCAUAGAGAAAUGCCUUCGAUGUUUGUGAACAGCAUCUGCUCCUUUUUGUACGUUACUGGUUAUGUUAGGGUUCCCAGUGAGCUAUCCAGAGGUUUCUCAACUGCUGGGGUUUCAUAUGUUUGCGCCCUCUGCGCGUACCUUCGAAGUGCACUGUCAUAUUAAGUAUUCUCAAACCCCUCGUAUCCUGUUGGGGCUUAUGGGAAGCUCCAAUUUAUCGCCAGAUCUACUUUUGUAGCUGCCUAAGUCACGACUGCAUUGUGGCAAGUGAGUUCAGAGCACACACCGCCGUAC
This is a messenger RNA of Opisthorchis viverrini, 5963 nucleotides long. RefSeq lists its product as hypothetical. The transcript is spliced from 22 exons. Gene Ontology annotation, molecular function: tRNA binding. The record is from RefSeq and is a predicted model, not a curated record. Gene Ontology annotation, biological process: tRNA wobble base 5-methoxycarbonylmethyl-2-thiouridinylation. NCBI's taxonomy places the organism in Eukaryota, Metazoa, Platyhelminthes, Trematoda, Opisthorchiida, Opisthorchiidae. Gene Ontology annotation, cellular component: cytosol; elongator holoenzyme complex. The annotation marks the transcript as partial.